AUGGCUCCUUCAAGGGCGCCCAGUGCAUUAGUGUUGCACUCCCUGAGAUCACUCAACAUAGAGGCAUGUUCGUCACGAGUUGCCUUGCGAGCGUUCUCAACCACCAGCGCGACUUGUCAGGAAGUCCAAGUUCAGAAACCCUCCUAUUACCACAAUCCCGAUCCAGCUACCGUGCACGUUCCUCGCCUUGAGCGAAAGCUCAUAAGAGAUGGCAAAUUCCCCAUCGGCUCACGCCGACGACGCGCUGCUCUCGCCCACUCACCAGGCAUCCCCUUCGAUGAACUGCCAUACCAAUGCUUCCAAGAAGCCCGAAAGAUCCUGAUCGCCGACAGAGCGGAGAAGCUCAAGAAGAUCGAGACGGAAAGGGCUCGCAUUGCUCGGUUGCAGGAGGUCGAUCCGAGCACCUUUCCGGGUGGAGACGCGUAUAAGCAAAGGAGAUUGAGGAGCAUGACCCAGGAGCUGGAGAAGCUCAAGAUUUUGGCCGAUAUCAACGAUCCCAACGUCAAGAGGAGGUUUGAAGACGGGCUAGGUGACUUGAACAAACCCAUCUACCGAUAUUUAGCGGACCGGAAAUGGCGCGAAUACCCUCGGAAGGUGCUUGUCCAGCGGAUUACACAAAUGAAGGUUGUGCCCGAUGUGAUACCGAACGUGGAUCCUAUCCUCGACGUGAAGAUUGUGUUUGGCAACACGGUAGUCCAACCUGGAGAAUUCGUCGAGUCCCACCUCAGCGAAUAUCCUUGUCGCCUGAGUCUACAAUCCUACGAGCGAGGCGAGAAAAUGGUCACCAUUGCUGUUGUCGAUGCAGAUGUACCUAACGUGGAGACAGACGGCUUCGACUUCAGAUGCCACUUUCUAGCAUCCAACAUUGUCAUCUCCCCAACCGAACCGAUAGUCGACCUCGCGAGGCUUUCGCCGAACUCUCAGGUUCUUCUCCCCUGGAUGCCACCUUACGCACAGAAGGGUAGCCCAUACCAUCGGCUGUCGAUUGUCAUUUUACAACAAAAAGACAACAUCCCUAUUGACCUUGAGAUUGCCAAGAAGAAGAUCCAGCGGGAUGGCUUCACGGUCCGAAGUAUGAUGAGCCGCCAUAUGCUCAGCCCCAUAAGCGCUUCACUAUUCCGGACGCAGUGGGAUGACAGUACCGCCGCGGUCAUGGAGAGAGCAGGCAUUGAAGGAGCCGAGGUUGAGCUCAAGAGGAAGAAGGUUGAGCCUCUGCCAUACCAGCGACGUGACACCUCGAGGAUGAGAGGUUGA
Molecule: messenger RNA, 1254 nt
Organism: Cladophialophora yegresii CBS 114405
Lineage: Eukaryota; Fungi; Ascomycota; Eurotiomycetes; Chaetothyriales; Herpotrichiellaceae
Exons: 2
Coding region: 1-1254 (417 amino acids)
Source: RefSeq, a predicted model, not a curated record